Aspergillus glaucus CBS 516.65 is the source of this 723-nucleotide messenger RNA. RefSeq lists its product as uncharacterized. The transcript is spliced from 5 exons. The record is from RefSeq and is a predicted model, not a curated record. Lineage: Eukaryota; Fungi; Ascomycota; Eurotiomycetes; Eurotiales; Aspergillaceae. The coding region runs from base 1 to 723 and encodes 240 amino acids.
AUGCGCUACACUAAACGAUACGCCUACCUAAAGUCCCAUGUCCGAAAUGUGCCCGAACGAACCAUCAAGUCGAAAUGGUCGACCCUCCCCGAACCCGUGCAGGACAAGGUGCGCGACAUGUUUCGCGCUCUCGAGCGCCCGGUUAUCGUGCGGCACCAAAAUGAGCGAAAGCGGAUUGAGGCACAGGCUGCUGUUCAGGUUGUUGUGAAGAAUCUUGGGAAGAGGCUUCCUAGGAUGCCGUUUCCGCCCGCUACGAAGGAAUCCAGCUUCGAGUACGAAGCGGCACUUGAUGAGCAUCGUUCCCUAGAGGCGAAUCUGGCUACCGUGACGGAUAGCAUGGGACUGCUAAAAGCGGAGAUCGAGAAAGAAGAGGCUCUACUUACCAAGGAAACAAAACAGCUACACGAUAUGGAGAAGAAUGCUAAGCGAGCUGAGACGGAGAGGAAGAGGCAGAUGAAAAAUGAACAUCCUGUACUCCGACACCUUGACAAUCUGCCUGAGACUCAGGACCCGAAGCCUGCCGAAUUCACCCUUGCAGAUACGAAAGAUAGCGAGGCAACCUUUUCUGAGCUGGAAUCCGACCCGGAAGUCCAAAGUUUACUGAAGCAGCUGACUGGUCAUCUGCAAUCCAUGCAGACCAACACAGCCCCUCUUACUGGUCUCAAGGAUGCGGUCAAACGGUCACAGACAGCUCUGACUCUGCUCCCGAUGCCGGAGGAUUGA